CAUUGAAAUUGUGUCGGUAUCGCCUUCAUCGUCUCCCACUGCUCCCUCCUCUCGAUCUCCCGUUGAGUCGGCGGAGAUGGUGGCGGAGCUGAUAUCCCUGGCGCCGGUGGCUGAGACCUACCAGGAGGAGAGCGAGACGAAGACGGAGCUCGUCACCCUCGACUUGCUGGGUGGCCGCGGUGACCCCGACCGCGCCGCGCUGGAUCUCGAGCUCCAGGUCACUGCCGGCUGGGCGAGGCGCCUCGUUCCGCUGUCAGCGAAGCUGUAUCUCUCACCCCCUUCGCCGCCCUCCCUCGGAUUCCUCGGCCUAAAGCAACCUCCGGCGGCGAAUACGGCCGCCGCCUCCGCUGUUCCCGGCUCAUACCGCAGCAUCUGUACUCUGGAGAAGGUCAAGUCGGCGCUCGCGAGGGAAUCUCUCGCUAACAAGCGUUCCCCGCCUUCCCCCUCCUCUUCCUCCUCUUCCUACGCCUCCGCCUCCGCCUCCGCCUCCGCGACUACCAUCACCGCCUCCUCCUCCUCGGCCAAGCGGCCCAAGGAAGCUGACAAAGAAGACGGCCAUCCCCGGGCGAUGGCGGUGGCCGCGUGUCCGGAGUGCCUCCUCUACGUGCUCAUCUGCAAAUCCGACCCCUGGUGCCCCAGGUGCGCGGCCCACGUGCCGGUCCACGGCCUCAAGAAGAAAUCACGGCUAGACCUCAACUUCUCCUUCCAAACCUGCAACCAGUCAAACUGAGAGGAUCAAGACCACGAUUACGAUCCAUGGCCCGUCGACAAAAACCUUGCUUUCGCUCGAUUAUGAACUACGUAUCUACUGCAUGUUCUGGCGAUACGAUCUGGAAGUAAUUAAUCUGGCUUUCCACUGGCGUCUUCUUCUCCCUCUCUACUCCGUUCCAUGAUCUUCGUUCGCUAUGGGUGUUGGUACGAGUGUAUUCAUUUUUUAUCAUCAUAAUCGUCGUUCGCUA
Zingiber officinale is the source of this 959-nucleotide messenger RNA. RefSeq lists its product as uncharacterized. NCBI's taxonomy places the organism in Eukaryota, Viridiplantae, Streptophyta, Magnoliopsida, Zingiberales, Zingiberaceae. The coding region runs from base 77 to 730 and encodes 217 amino acids. The record is from RefSeq and is a predicted model, not a curated record. The transcript is spliced from 2 exons.